This is a messenger RNA of Lasiodiplodia theobromae, 1515 nucleotides long. Its product is annotated as GPI2-domain-containing protein. The transcript is spliced from 2 exons. NCBI's taxonomy places the organism in Eukaryota, Fungi, Ascomycota, Dothideomycetes, Botryosphaeriales, Botryosphaeriaceae. Gene Ontology annotation, biological process: GPI anchor biosynthetic process. The record is from RefSeq and is a predicted model, not a curated record. Gene Ontology annotation, cellular component: membrane; glycosylphosphatidylinositol-N-acetylglucosaminyltransferase (GPI-GnT) complex. Bases 1 to 1515 code for a protein of 504 amino acids.
AUGUCUCCCACAACACCCUCAUCCCUCGACAACGACGAUGACGACGACCACCGCGGCGGCCGGGCCCAGCGCGUCUCCCUUUCCACACCGCGCGCCGCCACGAUAGCCAAUGGCGAAGACGUGUCUCCGACCUCCUCCGCUCCGCAGCAACCGCCCGCAACCGCCGCAAACUCUCCGCCUACCGCUGCAACGACCGCGCACCACUCUCCUUCCACCUCGACGACGACGGCCAGCCACAAGUCCCACCACCACAAAUCCUCCUCCCGAUCGCACCGCUCGCAGCACGGCAGCCACAGCCACCAUCACCACAAUUACCCGUCCACUGCGGGCAAGCCCGACCCUUCGCGCCUCGCGCCCGAAGACGCUAUUUUCCCGCCUCCGCCGCGGAUAUCCCCACAGGCUGCGGCGUCGCGCCGGGCGCUGGUGCGCUCGUUCGAGGGAGAGGCGGAGGCGGAGCAGCACCAGCAGCGGCAGCAGCAGCAGCACCAGCAGCUGGUCGUGCCAGGCGAGAGCGGCGCGAAUAGCAGCACUGCCAGCGGGAGUGGUGGUACCGGUGGCGGUGGCGGUGGUGGAGGCGGGAGCAGUGGCGGUAAUGCUGGCGGGAGUGGAGGAGGAAGCGAGUCGUCCUCGGCGGCUGGUCGGAUCAUGGAGCAGCGGCGGAAGCGCGAGAGAGAAAGGGGGAGAAGCGGGAGCAGGCGGAGGAAAGGCGCAUGGAAAAAGCUGCUGUGGGUGAAGCAGUCGUAUCCGGAUAACUACACAGACGAGGAAACUUUCCUUGAUCAUCUCCAGCGGAACCCGCGUCUCCAGCCAUACGAGUUCUGGCCAUUGGUCGGAGAUUCAACAGUCAUUGUACAACACGUAAUGUCUGUGGCCGUAUGGAUAUCAUGCUUCUCUGGCAUCGUGCAGGAGCGUGUUACUCCCUUUAUAGUGGUCUGCGCUGGCAGUGCGCUGACGGUCCUCGGCUGGCUUCUUUGGGACUACUGGGUCUCGCAGGAAGAAGACGUGGAGAUGACAGCCAAGGUGGCAGCACAUGCGAUAGCGGCGGCUGAAGCUGCGAAAAACGAGGGGAUGCCCGCGGAAGAGGCAACAAGCAGCGCGAGUUCUGCCAGCUCUGCCGUUGCAGCAGGACAGGGGAGCUCGGGCCUGGGUCUGCUGGCUCCCACCGCGAAUGCUCCUGGCGCUAGGACAGCUCAUUCCAGAGGCGGAAGUUUGGCAUCAGUUGUUUCCAAUGGCUCAGCAGUGUCGGCCAUCUCGACGGGCCAUCCUACCGGCGACCCGACGUUUGCAACAGCGUACCAGCCGCCGCACGGAGAGCCAAUGUCACCACGAAAUCAGAGGCGCUGGGCUACAAUCAAGUCCGCCGUGCUGAUUUACUGUGUGCUGCUUGGAUUGAGUCCAAUCCUCAAGUCCCUGACGAAGUCAACAACAAGCGACUCCAUCUGGGCUAUGACUAGCUUUUUGACGAUCAUCAACAUCUCUUUCUUCGACUAUGGUGGCGGAGUAGGUGCAAAGUAA